Messenger RNA from Mustela lutreola (European mink), 1470 nucleotides. RefSeq names its product dnaJ homolog subfamily A member 1. Lineage: Eukaryota; Metazoa; Chordata; Mammalia; Carnivora; Mustelidae. Gene Ontology annotation, biological process: response to heat; protein refolding. The transcript has a single exon. Gene Ontology annotation, cellular component: cytosol; cytoplasm. The coding region runs from base 116 to 1309 and encodes 397 amino acids. The record is from RefSeq and is a predicted model, not a curated record. Gene Ontology annotation, molecular function: Hsp70 protein binding; ATP binding.
CUUUCCAGAACGCUCGGUGAGACGCGGAGGAGCGGCGGCUACCCGAGCUGCGCCCAGCAACGCGCUCCUUCCCGCUCCCCCACAUCGGCCUCGGCCCUCUCACCGGCUGUAGAAAAUGGUGAAAGAAACCACUUAUUAUGAUGUUUUGGGGGUCAAACCCAAUGCCACCCAAGAAGAACUGAAAAAGGCCUACAGGAAACUGGCUUUGAAGUACCACCCUGAUAAGAAUCCAAAUGAAGGAGAGAAGUUUAAACAGAUUUCUCAAGCUUAUGAAGUACUCUCUGAUGCAAAGAAAAGGGAAUUAUAUGACAAAGGAGGUGAACAGGCAAUUAAAGAAGGUGGAGCUGGUGGUGGUUUUGGCUCCCCUAUGGACAUCUUUGAUAUGUUUUUUGGAGGAGGAGGAAGAAUGCAGAGAGAAAGGAGAGGUAAAAAUGUUGUGCAUCAGCUCUCAGUAACCUUAGAAGAUUUAUAUAACGGUGCAACAAGAAAACUAGCUCUGCAAAAGAAUGUGAUUUGCGAUAAAUGUGAAGGCCGAGGUGGUAAGAAAGGAGCAGUUGAGUGUUGUCCCAAUUGCCGAGGUACUGGAAUGCAAAUAAGAAUUCAUCAGAUAGGACCUGGAAUGGUUCAGCAAAUUCAGUCUGUGUGCAUGGAGUGCCAGGGCCAUGGGGAACGGAUCAGUCCUAAAGAUAGAUGUAAAAGCUGCAAUGGAAGGAAGAUAGUUCGAGAGAAGAAGAUUCUAGAAGUUCAUAUUGACAAAGGCAUGAAAGAUGGCCAGAAGAUAACAUUCCAUGGUGAGGGAGACCAAGAACCAGGACUGGAACCAGGAGAUAUUAUCAUUGUUUUAGAUCAGAAGGAUCAUGCUGUUUUUACUCGGCGAGGAGAAGACCUUUUCAUGUGUAUGGACAUACAGCUGGUUGAAGCACUGUGCGGUUUUCAAAAGCCAAUAUCUACUCUUGACAACCGAACCAUUGUCAUCACCUCUCAUCCAGGUCAAAUUGUCAAGCAUGGAGAUAUCAAGUGUGUGCUAAAUGAAGGCAUGCCAAUUUAUCGUAGGCCAUAUGAAAAGGGUCGCCUCAUCAUCGAAUUUAAGGUAAAUUUUCCUGAGAAUGGCUUUCUGUCUCCUGAUAAACUCUCUUUGCUGGAAAAACUCCUCCCUGAGAGGAAGGAAGUUGAAGAGACUGAUGAAAUGGACCAGGUAGAACUGGUGGACUUUGAUCCAAAUCAGGAAAGACGGCGCCACUACAAUGGGGAAGCAUAUGAGGAUGAUGAACAUCAUCCCAGGGGUGGUGUUCAGUGUCAGACCUCUUAAUGGGGCCAGUGAAUAACACUGCUGGCAUCUUAUGUGCAGUAGUGAAUGAGUGAAGGACUAUAAUCAUAGCUCACUACUUGCUAUUGUUUUUGUUUUAAUAUUCAACUAUAGUAGUGUUUUAAAAGUUAAAUGAAGAAUAAACUCAAAUAUAAAAGCUCUGA